Molecule: messenger RNA, 1791 nt
Organism: Aegilops tauschii subsp. strangulata
Lineage: Eukaryota; Viridiplantae; Streptophyta; Magnoliopsida; Poales; Poaceae
Product: cysteine protease XCP1
Biological process (GO): proteolysis
Molecular function (GO): cysteine-type peptidase activity
Source: RefSeq, a predicted model, not a curated record
ACAUGACACAGUAUGAUGAACUUGAUGCCCCUCUUUCACUCCAAGUAGCAAGUGUGGCCAGCAAGAGGUAACAUUCCUUUACAUCUUUUCAAAAAGGUACGCCUUUUUCUCUCAAAGUGAAGACAGCAAACUACUGUUCUGAAACAAUCUGGUGAACUGAUACAGAAACAAUUGUACUACCUUGCUAUGUUCAGGUAGCUGAGGACAGACAAGAAGCACUAACCUGGAAAAUGACUCAUGGCAACCUCUUGAUACUGAUAGUUCAUCCUCCCAUCAGGUACCACAGACAGAAAGGGAUGCUCUCUCUGCACCCAGCAUUACAAACAUGCUUGGAAGCCAAGUCUCGCCGUCAGAGAUCAAAGCUUAAAGCCUUGGCAUGAUUUAAUUUAAACACUCAAUGGCAAUGACAGGCACUGCGUCUCUCUUUUUCUCCAUUGCCUUUGCUUUGAAGCAAUUCAAUCGCAUGCCCAAACUGAGGUUACAAAUACAUUGCAUGCUCUGUUGUUUCUUCCAUCCUGCAACCAACACUUCUUCCAUUCCAGGUAUCAGUCAUGGCUUCCAAGCUCUCAGUUGCUGUUCUUCUCCUCUGCAUCGGCGUGUGCGUGGCUCGCAACAGCGACUUCUCCAUCGUUGGGUACUCCGAGGAGGACCUGUCAUCGCACGACAGGCUCAUCGAGCUGUUCGAGAAGUGGCUGGCCAAGCACCAGAAGGCGUACGCGAGCUUCGAGGAGAAGCUGCACCGGUUUGAGGUGUUCAAGGACAACCUGAAGCUCAUCGACGAGAUCAACCGGGAGGUGACCAGCUACUGGCUCGGCCUCAAUGAGUUCGCCGACCUCACCCACGACGAGUUCAAGGCCGCCUACCUCGGCCUCAGCCCUCCUCCGGCUCGCCGGAGCAGCAGCCGGAGCUUCAGGUACGAGGACGUGUCUGCCCAUGACUUGCCCAAGGAGGUCGACUGGAGGAAGAAGGGCGCGGUGACGGACGUGAAGAACCAGGGGCAGUGCGGCAGCUGCUGGGCCUUCUCGACAGUGGCGGCGGUGGAGGGGAUCAACGCCAUCGUGACGGGCAACCUGACGGCGCUGUCGGAGCAGGAGCUCAUCGACUGCAGCGUGGAUGGCAACAGCGGCUGCAACGGCGGCAUGAUGGACUACGCAUUCUCCUACAUCGCCUCCAGCGGCGGGCUCCACACCGAGGAGGCCUACCCGUACCUCAUGGAGGAAGGCAGCUGCGGUGACGGCAAGAAGAGUGAGUCCGAGGCGGUGUCAAUCAGCGGCUACGAGGACGUGCCGGCGAAGGACGAGCAGGCGCUCAUCAAGGCACUCGCCCACCAGCCCAUCUCCGUUGCCAUUGAGGCCUCUGGCAGGCACUUCCAGUUUUACAGCGGGGGGGUUUUCGACGGUCCGUGCGGCGCGCAGCUGGAUCACGGCGUGGCGGCGGUCGGGUACGGGUCGGACAAGGGCAAGGGCCACGACUACAUCAUCGUGAAGAACUCGUGGGGCGCCAAGUGGGGCGAGAAGGGGUACAUCAGGAUGAAGAGGGGCACCGGCAAGGGCGAGGGCCUCUGCGGCAUCAACAAGAUGGCCUCCUACCCAACCAAGGACAACUGAUGAUGACCGCCGCUGCCGAUGUUCCGGUCUGAGAUGCUGCAUCCAGCGGAUGCAUUGAACCAUCCUUGAGAGUCGUUGUUCCUCAUCUUUGCAUUUCCGUUGCCUCUUCUUUUAUGUGGUUUUUAUUUUGGUUAACACGACGACAAUGGAUGGAAUAAGAAAAAAAAAAUGUUUUCAAGUUUCC